This is a messenger RNA of Asparagus officinalis (garden asparagus), 663 nucleotides long. RefSeq lists its product as uncharacterized. The record is from RefSeq and is a predicted model, not a curated record. NCBI's taxonomy places the organism in Eukaryota, Viridiplantae, Streptophyta, Magnoliopsida, Asparagales, Asparagaceae. The transcript has 2 exons. The coding region runs from base 70 to 420 and encodes 116 amino acids.
UGGAUGGGUUAAGACGUGGGUUAGUGAUGGGAUCAUUGAUGACGAUGAUGGUAUUUGAUUCAUUGUUGAAUGUUCAGGAGGGAAUCGGGAGUGCUUGCGUUAUCUGGGGCAUUGUACUGCUUUAGCUUAGCGGUGUCGUGCAUGAAGUUCUGUGUAGCCUUGACAUUCAGCCAUCCUGCUGCAGGGUUUCAUUUAAAUUUGGGUUCUUUUAGACUUGGGCUCCCCUCACUCGGAGAAAAUGAGUUGGCAGAACUAUAUACCGGGACUUCUGAUCAGAAAACAAAAAUAUGUCUUUCAUCUAUUAACCAGAUCGAACCAACCACAGGCUUAUAUGCAGGUAAGGCAAAGAAGAAAAAGUGCAAUAAUGCAGAUUGUGAUCAAUCCAGAUUUGCAUUUGACACAGAUCUGUUGGAUCAAUGAGUUCGUUGGGUUGCAGAAAAGAAAAGUUUUUGGUUGUUUCUAUCACCAAUCAGGUAGUUUUUAUAGGUUUGAAAAUGUAGGUAAGUAAUAUAUCUAGAUUUGGCAAUUGAGACGAGGUAUCUUCAUCAUUUUCCUAUUUAUGCGAAUCUUUCAAACAUCUUUGGUCUCAUGUCAACUGCAUCCUUUGUGAAAUAUGACUCACCCCUCUGCAUUUCUAUAUUUAAAAUCAUUUAUUCUUUAAUA